AUGGCCGCCCCCGCGACGAUCGCGCGCCCCACGGGCGAGACCCUGCGCGGCAAGCAGAAGGAGAAGGACGUGCGCAUGUCCAACAUCAUCGCCGCCAAAGCCAUCGCGAACGCCAUCCGCACGAGCCUGGGCCCGCGCGGCAUGGACAAGAUGAUCCAGCAGGGCAACGGCGAGGUGAUCAUCUCGAACGACGGCGCCACGAUCCUGAGCCAGAUGCAGGUGUACCACCCCACGGCCAAGAUGCUCGUGGACCUGUCCAAGUCGCAGGACAUCGAGGCCGGCGACGGCACCACCAGCGUCUGCGUCAUUGCCGGCGCGCUGCUGAGCGCCUGUGAGGACCUCCUGAUGAAGGGCAUCCACCCCACCAACAUCUCGGAGGCGUUCGGCCUUGCGGCUGUUAAGGCCGAGGAGAUCCUCACGGAGAUGGCCAAGCCCGUGGAGCUGACCAACCGCGAGGAACUCAUUAACUGCGUCAACACGUCGCUGUCGUCCAAGGUUAUCUCUGAGUACGCGGACCGCCUGUCGCCUAUCGCUGUGGACGCUGUGCUCAAGGUCAUUGACAUCGCUACGGCCACCAACGUGGACCUGAACACGGUGCGCGUGGUCAAGCAGCUGGGCGGCACCAUUGACGACUCGGAGCUCGUGGACGGCCUCGUGUUCAGCAAGGGCUUCGACAAGACGGCGAGCGGCACGGCCCCCACGACGUUCGAGAACGCCAAGAUCGCGCUCAUCCAGUUCUGCCUGUCGGCGCCCAAGGCCGACAUGGAGAGCAACGUGGUCAUCAACGACUACGCCGCCAUGGACCGCAUCCUGCGCGAGGAGCGCAAGUACAUCCUGAACCUGUGCAAGAAGGUCAAGAAGUCGGGCGCCAACGUGCUGCUGAUCCAGAAGAGCAUCCUGCGCGACGCCACCAACGACCUGUCGCUCCACUUCCUGGCCAAGAUGGGCAUCCGCGUCAUCACGGACAUCGAGCGCAACGACAUCGAGCACAUCGCCACGACGCUGGGCUGCCUGCCCGUGGCUAACAUUGAGUACCUGACUCCGGAGAAGCUCGGUACGGCCGGCCUGGUGCAGGAGGAGACGGUGGGCGGCCACAAGGUCGUCAAGAUCACGGAGAUCGUCAACCCGGGCAAGACCGUGUCCAUCCUGGUGCGCGGAUCCAACAAGCUGGUGCUGGAGGAGGCCGACCGCUCGCUGCACGACGCCCUGUGCGUCGUGCGCUCGCUGGUCAAGAAGCGCUUUCUGAUCUGCGGCGGCGGCGCGCCCGAGAUCCAGGUGGCCCAGAAGCUGGCUGCCUACGGCCACACGCUGGAGGGCACGGCCAGCUACUGCCUGCAGUCUUUCGCCGACGCCAUGGAGGUGGUGCCGUACACACUCGCAGAGAACGCCGGGCUGCACCCGAUCGGCAUCGUCACGGAGCUGCGCGCCAAGCACGCGCAGGGCCACACGAGCAUGGGCAUCAACGUGCGCAAGGGCACCAUUAGUGAUAUGUAUGAGCUCAACGUGCUGCAGCCGCUGCUGGUCAACACGAGCGAGAUUACGCUGGCCACCGAGUGCGUGCGCAUGAUCCUCAAGAUUGACGACAUCGUCAUGGUCCGGUAA
Molecule: messenger RNA, 1602 nt
Organism: Phytophthora sojae
Lineage: Eukaryota; Oomycota; Peronosporomycetes; Peronosporales; Peronosporaceae
Exons: 2
Coding region: 1-1602 (533 amino acids)
Biological process (GO): protein folding
Cellular component (GO): chaperonin-containing T-complex
Molecular function (GO): ATP hydrolysis activity; ATP-dependent protein folding chaperone; ATP binding
Source: RefSeq, a predicted model, not a curated record